UGGUGCUAAUAAGAUCAUUUCUUGUGGUAACAUGUUUCAACUAGAAAAACUGUGUUUUGGUGUGGGUUUAAUACUGACUUUUGUAUUGUUCGUAGACACCCAAUUGUGUACCGAAAGGCAGACUUUCAUGCGAUGGGUUCCAGAAACAUACAUACGCUCUUACAAAGAGACCUAUCAGGGUAACUGUUGGUAUAGAUGUACCAAGACCAGGUGGCGCUCCUAUAUCGAUCAGAGAAUGGUACCGAGACAGGUCGUGGAAAACAAAGACGUCUGCUGUGCUGGUUACAUGGAGGAUGACACAUCAUUACAGCUCAAAUGUAAUCCGAUCUGCAGACCAACAUGUAAAAACGGAUAUUGCAAGAGUCCGAGUCAAUGUGCUUGCAAUGAAGGAUAUGAAAUCAAUCAGGAUAAUCCACACAAUUGCUUACCAAUUUGCCAUAAGAGUUGCGGUCAUGGCACUUGUGUAAGACCAGACGUAUGUGAUUGUAAUUUCGGUUACACUUUCACUAAUUCCACGUGUCAAGCUAUCUGCACUGAAGCUUGUGUAAACGGUACAUGCGUUGCUCCGGAUACCUGCGAGUGCUUUAACGGUUAUAGGAAAACUGAAAGUAAUCUUUGUUUACCAUAUUGCUCAAAUGGAUGUCCUCACGGAACAUGCGUCGCUCCAGAGAACUGCACUUGUGAUGAUGGCUGGUAUAAAGAUAGCUCAGAUGAUUGUGUACCGCGCUGUAAUGUAAGCUGUGGUGGGGGCUAUUGCAUCGCUCCAAAUGUUUGCGAAUGCGAUACCGGAUAUGAAAAAUCUCAUAAUGGCACAUGUAUUCCUACGUGCUCUAAAGAAUGUCUGCAUGGAAUUUGCGCAGCUCCUGAAAAUUGUAUAUGUGAUGACAGAUGGCAUAAGAAUGAAACUGGUGACUGCGUACCUAUUUGUGACAUUGACUGUGGUGUAGGAGGUACGUGCGUCGAGCCUGAUGUUUGUGAAUGUGAAUCUGGUUAUAGUAAAAAUUUAAAUGGAACGUGUGUCCCUCAAUGUUCCAAUGGUUGUCCAAACGGUACUUGCGUAAGUCCUGACGUGUGCGAAUGUAAUGAAGGUUGGAAUAAAACUCACUUAGGUAUUUGUGAACCGUAUUGCAAUGGCGGUUGUGUUUUUGGUACCUGUAUAGAACCAGAUGUAUGCCGGUGUCACACUGGCUAUAAAAUAAAUAUGGAUAAUACGAAUGACUCACUGUGUAUUCCUGAAUGUAAAAACUGUAGUGGUAUUUGUGUAGCUCCUGAAAAUUGUAUAGAUGUAUCACCAACCACAACAGAAGUAGCAUUUACAGAAUGUAACGACUCCUCUUGUAUUGAUAAAAAAGAUAGUACGAUAUCUAUGACAGAGACAAGCGAUUAUGGAAAAACCAAUGAUGAAAAGGCAGAAGUAACAGUGUCAACCAUCGAUGAAGCUCGUCAUAUUAAUAACGACGCGGUUUAUCAGAAACAAAGCAUAUGGUCGAAUUAUUGGAUUUACAUUGCUGUAACGGCGGUUGCUGUAACAUUACUGGCUUUUAUCCUUCUUAUUGUAAAAAGGAAAGCAGUGGCGCGUAUGUGUCAUGGAGGUAGUUAUAUUAUUGAAGGCGAAAGAGAAAAUGAAGCUUGUCAUUCUAUACAGAGAGAUAUGAGUUAUUUAAAAAUGAUGCACAAGGAUCGAAAUUAAAGAUCUCAAAAUACGUCUAUUAUUCUAGCAAAAGAAUUCCUGAUAAAAAAUUAUUCAGCCAGUCAAAACAAAAAAAAUAUCUAUGGCUCGGAAAGCAAAAUUUCAGAUCUGAGAAGAAUCAACAAAAACAUCUAACCGAUUUUAAUACUUUAUAUUGCAAAUAAUUAUUUUUAACGAUUAAUAUUUUGUUUUUAAAUAUAAUAUAAUUUGUUGUUUAGUAAAACAUUGUUGGUAU
Vanessa atalanta (red admiral) is the source of this 1925-nucleotide messenger RNA. Its product is annotated as neurogenic locus protein delta-like. The transcript is spliced from 6 exons. NCBI's taxonomy places the organism in Eukaryota, Metazoa, Arthropoda, Insecta, Lepidoptera, Nymphalidae. The record is from RefSeq and is a predicted model, not a curated record. Bases 32 to 1690 code for a protein of 552 amino acids.